AUGUCCACCGGCAUUGGUUCUUUUGUCGCUGGCGGUAUUGCAGCAUGCGGCGCUGUCACGGUAACUCACAGCUUCGAGACGGUCAAGGUGCGGUUACAGCUCCAGGGUGAACUGCAAGCCAGAAAGGAUGCUCCAAAAAUGUACCGAGGUGUGCUUCACGGCAUGUCCGUCAUCUUCAAGAACGAAGGCCUCAGGGGCCUGUUGCGUGGCCUGAACUGUGCCUACGUCUACCAGAUGAUGCUCAAUGGCUGCCGUCUCGGCUUCUACGAACCCAUCCGCACCCACACGAACUCUCUACUCCUUAACCGCAACUUCUCACAUGCUCACGACCCGAAGGCCAUCGCCAUGCAAAACCUCCCAGUCAACAUCUUCUCGGGCGCUUCGUCUGGUAUCAUCGGUGCAGCUCUCGGCUCUCCUCUCUUCCUGAUCAAGACUCGUCUCCAAAGCUACAGUCCGGCAUUGCCAGUUGGCGCACAACAUCAGUACAAGAACGCUGCUGAUGGCUUCUCCCAAAUUUACCGCGCCGAAGGUAUCAAGGGUCUCUAUCGUGGUGUUGUACCUGCCAUGGUCCGAACCGGUUUCGGAUCCAGUGUCCAACUUCCAACAUACUUCUUCGCUAAGCGCAACCUCGUAAAACACUUUGGUAUGCAAGAGAGUCCUGCUCUGCAUCUCAUGUCUUCUGCCUGCUCUGGUUUCGUCGUCUGCUGCGUCAUGCACCCUCCGGAUACCGUCAUGGGUCGCAUGUACAACCAGAACGGCAACCUCUACUCUAGCGCUUUCGAUUGCUUGUUCCGAACCAUAAAGACCGAAGGCCCGCUCGCCGUCUACAAGGGCUUCUUUGCCCAUUUGGCUAGAAUCUUGCCGCAUACUAUCUUGACCUUGAGUUUGGCUGAACAGACCAACAAACUCAUGCGCAAAUUCGAAGACCGCGUCCUUCCCAGCAGACAAAAAGCAUAG
Molecule: messenger RNA, 957 nt
Organism: Aureobasidium melanogenum CBS 110374
Lineage: Eukaryota; Fungi; Ascomycota; Dothideomycetes; Dothideales; Saccotheciaceae
Product: mitochondrial carrier
Exons: 3
Coding region: 1-957 (318 amino acids)
Source: RefSeq, a predicted model, not a curated record